This is a messenger RNA of Pocillopora meandrina, 507 nucleotides long. Lineage: Eukaryota; Metazoa; Cnidaria; Anthozoa; Scleractinia; Pocilloporidae. The record is from the annotation of a GenBank genome assembly.
UUCACUGAAGGUGAUACUAAUUAUUCGCGAGUCAUCACUUCAAAUAAGAGGGCAUUAGACUCUCUUUCCAGAAUUUUUCCUGAGGCAAAAGCUUCGGAACUCGAGGUUUCUUGUAGUAAAAGAGGAAGGUUGCAGGUAAAAAUGUUUGGUCAGGGCAAGAGGACAUCUCCCUUGUAUACUGAAGAAAAGGGUACGAAUAAGCAAAGGUUGAAUCCAUCAGUCCCAAAUCAAAUCAAAACCUCACUUGGCUCAGAGCAAGAGGUUUUCAUUGCUGAGAAGGAGAAAGAAAUUGAAGGGAAACAGAAGUCUAUUCAGGAGAAUCGGGGGAUUGACGAUGAUGAGAAUGAAGAUCGAGCAACAAGAGAAAGAGCAAGAGAUAGGAUAAUAGAAAAUCAAGAGCAGAUUGAUGCUCUUGAGAAUGAGAGAGAAGAACUUGAAGAGAGCACUUCACUAAGAGAGAGAGUGAGAAACAUAUUCAAGAAAUACGGAUUCAAAGUCUCAACUAUU